UAUAACCCAGUAACAAAACGAGUGAAAAUCAAAGUGAAAAAUAACGCUAAAGUGAUUUUACAUGAUGGGUUAGCACAAAUGUUAGGUUUUGAACCUAUGGAAAUUACAUCUACAGAUGAUAGUUCCGAAACUGUUGUAGAAAGUCCUUUUGCAGCCGACCCCUGUGCACAUUAUCGUGUAUUAAUGAUAUAUACGGAUAUUGUAGAACCUCAAAUCGUAGGAGAUGUUUUAGCUCCUCUUCUUCGAAUUGUAAGAGUAACUGGUAGCGAUGGAGAAGUGGUGAGUGCACUAUUUGAUAGACCUCAUUAUUUACCUGUGAAUCGGAAAAUGAUAGACACUUUGGAAAUCGAUAUAAGAACGCAUAUGGGAGCAUUUACGCCAUUUGAACGAGGAAGGUCAUACGUGAAACUUCAUUGUUAAAUGAUGUAUCACAAGGACAAGAUGUAAAAGAGGCUGCUAAGCGUCGACUGAAAGAAGCCGGAAA
Molecule: messenger RNA, 484 nt
Organism: Stegodyphus dumicola
Lineage: Eukaryota; Metazoa; Arthropoda; Arachnida; Araneae; Eresidae
Source: RefSeq, a predicted model, not a curated record